GAGAAAGAAAAAAAAAUCAAAAGGAAGAAAAUUUUUGAAUUUUCGCGAAUUGUCCCGUAGAUUUAAGUAGAAUUCGUCGCAAAGUCAGGCAAAUUGUUCGUAAUGGAAGUCGCAAAGUCAGAUGCGGUGCAGGCGCCCGAGAUGAAACAAAAGAAAAAACCAAAAAAGAAAAAAAAUUCUAAAGGCAAAAACAUCGAGGAGGAAAAAUGCACGGAAAACGGAGUCUCGGAGCACACAGAGCCGAGCGCUUUGACGGAAAACAUCGACAAACUCAGUCUAAAGGUUGCGCAAGAACAACCAUCGGCACCACCGAAACAAGUCAAUGGCGUAAAAAAGCACAAAGAAGCCCUGAAUUCAUCGCCAACGAGCACGCAGGAACAAGUCACAGAGCCCCAAACACAAGAGAACAAACCAAAAAUCGAAUAUAAGGAAUACGAGUCGGAGCUACAGAUGCCCGACAUUAUGCAACUCAUACAAAACGACCUUUCGGAACCGUACUCCAUCUACACGUAUCGCUAUUUCAUCCAUAACUGGCCAAAGUUGUGUUUUCUCGCGAUGCACGAAGACAAAUGUGUGGGAGCGAUCGUUUGCAAACUCGAUGUUCAUAAAAUGGUUCGACGGGGAUACAUUGCGAUGCUUGCUGUCGACAAGGAUUAUCGAAAACUCAAAAUUGGCACGACGCUCGUGCAAAAAGCCAUCGAGGCAAUUUUACGUGACAAUGCCGACGAAGUUGUGCUCGAGACUGAAAUUACGAAUCGACCUGCAUUAAGAUUAUACGAAAAUUUAGGUUUCGUACGUGACAAGAGACUUUUUCACUACUACUUGAAUGGAGUCGAUGCUUUGCGACUUAAGCUUUGGUUUAGAUAAGCAAUAAACUUAAGAUAAGACGACAAAUUUCUAGUUUAACGAUCCCGAUGUCAAGUCAUUCAACCACAAAUCAAAUAAAAUG
Molecule: messenger RNA, 949 nt
Organism: Culicoides brevitarsis
Lineage: Eukaryota; Metazoa; Arthropoda; Insecta; Diptera; Ceratopogonidae
Gene: Naa30A
Product: N-alpha-acetyltransferase 30A
Exons: 2
Coding region: 103-867 (254 amino acids)
Biological process (GO): N-terminal peptidyl-methionine acetylation
Cellular component (GO): NatC complex
Molecular function (GO): protein-N-terminal amino-acid acetyltransferase activity
Source: RefSeq, a predicted model, not a curated record